Molecule: messenger RNA, 1371 nt
Organism: Malassezia sympodialis ATCC 42132
Lineage: Eukaryota; Fungi; Basidiomycota; Malasseziomycetes; Malasseziales; Malasseziaceae
Gene: NUF2
Product: kinetochore-associated Ndc80 complex subunit NUF2
Cellular component (GO): kinetochore; Ndc80 complex
Source: RefSeq, a predicted model, not a curated record
AUGGCGCCGCCGACCGCGAGUGCGCCGGGGCCUGCGGGCGCGCCGGCGGACCAGAACUACACGUCGUUCCCGGCGGUCAAGACGGACGAGCUGCUCUCUGUGCUGCACGAGAUGAACCUCGCGGUGACCGCGGAGGACGUCGCCAAGCCGCAGGGGGCCAUGGCGCAGAAGGUCUACAUGGCCUUUCUCGAUACGCUCGCCGGGACCAUGCCUGAGAUGCUGGAGCGGCAGCGCGACGAGAUCUGCGCGAACACAGAGCAUCGCGAGCUGUUCGAGGACGGCGUAGCGUGGCUGCUCUUCUUCCGCGAAGUGCGCACGAUGAUGGAGGCGGCCACGGUGACCGACUUUCAGCUGCAGGACCUGACGCGGCCGACGGCGAAGCGCUUCAAGCGGCACAUGUCCGCACUCGUCAACUUUUUCCGCUUCCGCUCCGACCGGCUCGCCGAGUUUGACGAGCUGGUCCUGGAGACCGAGGCGCUGGAGAACCAGCGCAUGGAGCUCGAGGAGGGCCUCGCGCGCGACAAGCAGGCGAUUGAGAGUGUGCUGGCGCAGCGCCGCGCGGACGAGCCGCGCGUCCAGCAGCUGCGCGACGAGAACCUUGCGCACUCGGACCGCCUGCUCCAGAUGAAGAAGGAGCAGGGCCGUCUGCUCGCGGAGGUCGACGCGCUCAAGGGCGACAAGGCCGAGGCCGUCCAGAGGCAGACGGACAUCCAGUACCAGCUGCAGAUCGUCGCGGCCGAGCUCGCGAAGCUGCAGUCGCGGCUCGCCACGGAGCCGGCGGACAUUCGGCGGGACGUGGACGACAUGCAGGCGCAGCUGCAGAGCGAGCGCGCGUCGCUGGGCGAGAGCGAGCGCAAGGCGCGCGAGCUCGGUGCGAAGGUCGACGUGCUGCAGCAGCUGGACGCGGAUGUCGCCGCGGCCAUCGCGGCCAUGGAGCAGGUCGCCGCGGACAUGGAGCGCACAGCGGCCGAGGCGCGGGCGCUGGAGGAGACGCGUGCGCAGCUGGCGACCUACACACAUGAGCGGCCGACGCUCGCGCACCGCCUCGAGGUGCUCGACCGGCAGGUGAAGCUGGCUACCGAGCGCCUCGAGCGUGCGCGGCGGCAGCUGGAGGAGAAGCGCACGGAGCGGCAGGCGCAGAUGGACGCGCUUACGGCGCGCCUCGCCGAGGUAUCGAAGCUGCGCAAGGAGCGCCACGCGCUCGCGGAUAUCAAGAACCAGGAGGCGACGAGCGUCGAGCGCGAGCUGGAGAGCGUGCUACAGGAGCACGAGGCGCACCGUGCGCGCAUGCAGCUCGACAAGGAGGCGCUGUGCCGCACGGCCAAGGCAUACAUGGACACAUUGGUACGGACGUGGUCGGCGGCUACAUAG